AACGGACCCAACAACGUACGUUCCUCUACGUACUUAAAAGAUGGCAGAGGCAGUGAGUGUGGGAAGUAAUGUGUUUACGAUAGGAAAUUCUAGAUUUGAAAUGUAGAAACGUUUGCGAGCCUCGCACUUUAUGUCGAUUAAAGUUGUGCCAGGACAGUUAGGAGAGGAUGUGAGGAAGAACUCGGUUUAGCGGUAGACGCGGAGUUUGAAGCUUAAAGCUGCAGCAGGUAGCGUUAGUUAUCCGACGCGGUAGCAGCUAAAAACUCAGCCUCAGCUAACUACAGUGACCUUCCGCACCUCCACAGUCUGCUCUGUACUAAUGAGCCUACUGCCCAGACCUGUUUCUGCCACUGUAACUUAGUUUAUAUCCACGCCUUAUUAUCCGAGACGACAUUUAAGGGUAGUUGCGUAGCUUUUUAAAAUAAUUCAGCUAGUUAGUUAGCUAGCUGUUUGACCACGCAUGUGACUUCUGGCAAACCCAGUUAACAUAAGCCACCUUAACUGACAGGUAGACGGCUGUCUCCUUUUAAUAAGCACUACCAAAUGUAAAAUUAGUCUAGAUGAUAGGUUUCGAAUUUGUAUGGGAGGUUGGGAAAGUGUCUGAAUAAAGCAUUAAGCUAGCUAGCUAAAGAAGGUGGCUGUGCUCAUAGUUUGUACUGUCCGUGCAUUGCGUUAGUUUCGUUGCCGUUUAUUGCUCAAAGUCAAGCACAUUCUUAUAGUGCUUCUCUGCUACUCGCUACAGGCGUUGGUGUAAUUUGUGUAUUACUCCUGAAUAACAUGAAUAGAGCUUUUUCUACUACUGUAGUUCGCUGGCUACUAUGAAAUGAGACCAUGUUUGGUAUUUCAAAGUCUGUUCCAAGCCAGACGGGCUUGUGUGGGUUAGUCUAGCAGGAUCUGGACACGACGAGGUCCAGACCUCGGAUGACCGACACCAAAGGGACUAACUUAACAGUUUCACCAGCGUUUUUCUUCUUUUUUUCUGGUUGAGUUUUCAUUAGUUGCAUAUUUUUGUCAGUAGAAUGACAUCCAGAGCUUUAAGAAAUUUACUCUGCUAUGGAAAUCCAGUUGUGACGAUUUUCAGUGGGAGCUGUUGUAGUCGCCUUUAUUUCCAUCAGACAGCUGUAUGUAAAGUUGCCUGGCAGGCUAAAUCCGGCUUCAAACCAUCAAAAGUUGCUGUUGUGACAAAGACGACAAGGUAUGAGUUCGAGCAACAGAGGUAUCUCUACGCAGGCCUGUCAGAAGAGGAUCUUAAACAGCUGCUUGCCCUGAAAGGAUCCAGCUACUGUGGGCUUUUGGAAAGACACAACAUACACACCCAAAAUGUUAGACAGAUUGUGGACAAUCUGCAAAAAGAAGGGGUCGAGGUCCAUGUGGUUAAAAGAGGGGAGUAUAAUGAAGACACCGUCAGAUGGGCGGACGCCAUUGUUUCGGCUGGAGGUGAUGGCACUAUGCUACUAGUUGCCAGUAAAGUGUUUGAUAAGAACAAACCUGUAAUAGGAGUCAAUACUGAUCCCGAAAGGUCCGAGGGCCAUUUAUGCUUGCCUGUGCGCUACACGCAUGCAUUCUCUGAAGCAUUACACAAACUCAGGAAGGGAGAGUUCAGGUGGCAGUGGCGGCAGCGGAUCCGGAUGCACUUGGAGGGCACCGGAAUCAAUCCCACUCCGGUGGAUUUGCACGAGCAGCAGCUGAGUUUGGAGCAACACAACAAGGCGCACCGCAGCUCCACCGAGUCCCAGCACAGUACAGCACAUAACAGCUACACAACACCACACCUACUCCCAGUCAGAGGACUGAACGAAAUCUUCAUUGGAGAGUCGCUCUCGUCCAGGGUGAAGUAUAAAUCCUUCAAACCCCAUCUUACCCUCUCGCUCCAUAGGGCUUCCUACUAUGAGAUCUCCAUUGAUGAUGGCCCAUGGGAGAAGCAGAAGAGCUCGGGACUCAGUAUCUGCACUGGAACCGGAUCCAAAGCCUGGUCUUAUAACAUUAAUAAACUGGUGGAGCAAGCUGUGGAGGAUGUCCUUAGAAUAGGUAAAGUCAAAACUGGUUUGGAUAUUCCUCUAAACCGGGAGGUCAUUGAGAGUGUGACCGAGGCAUACAACGAGUCACUCAUCUUCAGUCCAGAGGAGAACAGACUUUUCUUCAGUGUUAGAGAGCCCAUCGUUAACAGAGUGUUUUCCAAUAGCCGCCAAAGAGGUUUUGCAAGCAAGGUAUGUGUCCGCUCAAGGUGCUGGGAUGCUUGCAUGGUGGUAGAUGGAGGAACGUCCUUUGAGUUCAAUGACGGUGCUAUUGCAACUAUCAGCUUACACGAUGAAGACUCGCUAAAAACUGUAAUCCUUGAGGACUGAAUGAAAAGUUGCUGAACCAGGACAUUCUUUCUACUGUAUUUGACCUUAAUCACUUAUCUUUCAAGCCUGGAGCCUUGGAGAUGAAAACUGACAAGGUCAAAAACCUGUUACUGAGGCAGUAGGUUUCUCAAGCCAGGUUCUUCGUCUUUGUUAUAGAGGAAACGUUGAACUGAAAAUUUACUUUUACAGCUACAGUAAGAACAUUUUGUCUUGCAUUAUUUGAAGAGUCUUGAUGUGAAUUGACUUAUUUCUAAUUGGUUGCUUUCCUGCAGCUAUCUUUUUAAGUACUGUUGCAGUUCUUUGAGAAAUCUACUCAUAGCUGCCCCCAUUAAAGACCCUACGCAUUAAAUUGCUCAAUUUGAAUUGUACAUCCAUUUCUGUACUUCACCACUUAUUCGAGGUCAUCACCUGCUGUGCCAAUGCUGUUAAAAUUACUAGAGGUGUCAAUCAGUAUACUUUUAAAUAGUAGUGUAUGACCCCAAAAGACCAUGUGUGCUAUUGGCAGUUCAGAGCAUUAAUUGGCAUGGUUUACAAAGAACAUGCCAAAGUGUCUUUUGUUUAGAGAGAGCAACUUUUGAAUGUCUGUGGUUCUGGUUUCUCCAUUAAAAACUUUUUAAAAA
This is a messenger RNA of Colossoma macropomum (tambaqui), 2965 nucleotides long. It is a transcript of the gene nadk2, whose product is annotated as NAD kinase 2, mitochondrial. Gene Ontology annotation, molecular function: NAD+ kinase activity. Gene Ontology annotation, biological process: NADP+ biosynthetic process; NAD+ metabolic process. The coding region runs from base 1020 to 2345 and encodes 441 amino acids. The record is from RefSeq and is a predicted model, not a curated record. Gene Ontology annotation, cellular component: mitochondrion. The transcript has 12 exons. Lineage: Eukaryota; Metazoa; Chordata; Actinopteri; Characiformes; Serrasalmidae.